AUGAUAGCCCUGUCGCCAUUUUACGUCUUUGAUUUUGAGCAGUUUAACAACAUCACAUUGUCACUGGGAAGACAGGAUCAAUCACUUAAGAACGAAACGUUCACUUUGAAAAACCAGUCUUUUGCGAUGACGAUACUCUCCCCUCCACGCGAAGUAGAUCUUGUACGCGUUUCGGGUGGAAAGGCACACAAUUGGAUGACAAAAGUUGAACACUGGACUAUAUGCGAGAUUAUGAUAUACCGACAAGCAGCCUGCGAUCAAUGGCUCUUUGGUGAGAACUGCUCCUAUGCAUGCCAUUGUAACAACGGUUCAAAUUGUGACCAUGUUUCGGGGUAUUGUCCUGAUGGUCAAUGUGAACCUGGAUGGACGAAAAGUAACUGCAGCGAAGCGUGCGAUCCAGGCAUGUUUGGUAAAAACUGCUUCUCCAGUUGUCAUUGCCUGCUCGGAGCAAGUUGUGACAAAAGUUCUGGUCACUGUCCGGGUAAACUAUGUGCACCUGGGUGGACUGAGAGCAACUGUAGUGUUUCCUGCGAUCAUGGCAUUUUCGGAAACAACUGCUCCUUCCCAUGUCAUUGUCUACAUGGAGAAAGAUGCGACCAUGUUUCUGGCCACUGUCCUUAUGACCAAUGUGCGCCUGGAUGGACUCUUCGUAACUGUAGCGCUGAAUGCGGUCAAGGCAUGUUUGGUUUAAACUGCUCCUCCAAGUGUAAUUGUCUACCCGGAGUAAGCUGUGACCACAUUUCUGGCCACUGUUCAGAUGAUCAAUGUGCCCCUGGGUGGAGUAAUAGUAACUGUAGCGUUGCAUGCAAUCAAGGGUUAUUUGGUUUGAACUGCUCCUCAUUGUGUCAUUGCCUACACGGUGCCAACUGUAACCAUGUCUCCGGUAACUGCUCCGAUGAACAAUGUGAGCCUGGCUGGACUAACAGUAACUGUAGCGUUGCCUGCAACCCUGGCACUUUUGGUGUUAACUGCUCCUAUAUAUGUCAUUGUUACAACAAUGAAACAUGCCAUCAUAUUGAUGGUACCUGUCCCGUUAACCAAUGUGCAGAUGGAUGGACGCAUGACAACUGCAGCGUAGCAUGCGAUCAAGGGUUAUUUGGUUUGAACUGCUCCUCAGAGUGUCAUUGCCUACACGGUGCCAACUGUAACCAUGUCUCUGGUAACUGCUCCGAUGAGCUGUGUGAGCCUGGGUGGACUGAUAGUAACUGCAGCGUUGCCUGUACACCCGGCUUCUACGGACAAAGCUGCUCUAUGGACUGUCACUGCGACAAGUGUCAUCACGUCAAUGGAUCGUGCGUAGGGUCUCUUCAAUGCCACGAUGGAUUCAGGAUGGACAAUGGUUUCUGUACACGUCGAAACAUGCCCCAAAUUAAAUGUUACAACUAUAUAACGACCUUCGGCGUCGAGGAAUAA
Messenger RNA from Dreissena polymorpha, 1413 nucleotides. RefSeq names its product multiple epidermal growth factor-like domains protein 11. Gene Ontology annotation, molecular function: scavenger receptor activity. NCBI's taxonomy places the organism in Eukaryota, Metazoa, Mollusca, Bivalvia, Myida, Dreissenidae. The record is from RefSeq and is a predicted model, not a curated record. The transcript is spliced from 11 exons. Bases 1 to 1413 code for a protein of 470 amino acids.